UGACUCUGCUGCCUUUCCCCCUCUAAGCAGAUCCUCCUUUCUCCUCCUGUGUAUUCUGUCUUUAUUCUCUUAGUCUGAUCACUGGGACCGAAUAAUUAAUCAUGCUAUGGAUGCUUUUAAUGUAUUUAUCUGGAGCAGAAUGUGCCAGGGGCUUCAGCACUAACACAGUGGGUGAGAGAGACUGAGCUCCUAACAUCUUGGCUUCUCCUGCACUUCAUCUGAUCUACUAUUCCUCUUCUUUUCUUGCUGGGAUGCAAGGAGACACUUUGUGAAGCUCAGCCCUGCCGUAUCUCCAUGGCUUUAUCAGAGAUGCUUCUGAACAGAGUUCCCAGUUAUCUGUUCGACUCAUCAAAACUCCUAAAGUCCCAGGCACACUCCUAUUCUUUAGCCAAACAUAGCAUUUUGUGGAAGUGACUGCUCCAUUUUUUCUCUACAUGGCCAUUCUACUUAUCUCCGCAAUCCUUCUACUGACUCGAAGUCAGGCCUCUCCCAUCGAGAACUACCUGCUGACCAAUGCUUCAAUAACACAGGCGACCUACCAAGAAUUAGGGGAAUACAGCAAUACAAGCGAACAGUCCAUUCCAUUGGGCACAAGCCGUCGGAUACCUCAAGCAAUAAUUGUCGGCGUUCGUAAAGGUGGGACCAGAGCCUUACUUGAGAUGCUGGACAUCCAUUCUGACAUAGUGGUGGCUGCCACGGAGGUCCACUUCUUCGACUGGGAUGAGAACUAUGUGAAAGGGAUCGAGUGGUACAAGAACUUAAUGCCAUUCUCCUAUGAAAAUCAAAUUACCAUUGAGAAGACACCAGGUUAUUUCACUGCUCCACAUGCACCAGAAAGAAUCCAUGAUAUGAAUAGUUCCAUCAAACUGCUCCUUAUCCUAAGAGACCCCACCGAGAGAGUCAUUUCUGAUUAUACCCAAGUAUAUUACAACAGACUGGAAAAUCACAAGCCCGUUCAGGCGUUUGAGGACAUCGUCAUUAAAAAUGGCGUCCUCAACACUAAAUAUAAAGCCAUCCAGAGAAGCUUGUAUGAUGUUCACAUGGAUAGAUGGCUGAAGUAUUUUAAUUUGGAUCAGAUUCACAUCGUGGAUGGUAACACUUUAAUCAAAACGCCGCUAACUGAAUUGCGGAAGGUCGAAAGGUUUCUUAACCUUCCCCCAAGAAUUGUGUCGUCCAAUUUUUACUUUAAUCAGACCAAGGGAUUUUACUGCAUUCGAAGCGAUGGGAGGGAGCGAUGCUUACAUGAGUCGAAAGGACGUCCCCACCCGGUGGUAAAUGAAACCGUUCUAGGACAACUUCAUUCGUACUUCAAAGAACAUAACGCCAAAUUUUACAAAAUGGUUAAUCAGUCUUUUGACUGGCACUGAUUCCCCAACGAUUUCGACUACGCUUAGUUCUGAAAUGAAAUACCAGUUAUAUUAGUUACAACAACGAGAGGCUUACGAAGCUUUUUUUCUUUUUUUUUGUAGAAAUGUCAAAAAAUGUGAAGAAAGAUGUUCAUGGUUCUACAUGAUUUUGUAAGGUUAUGUUCGUUAUGGAAAGAACUGACGUCAUAAUAUAUCAUUGACAUAUUAUUUGCAGUUGUACAACUAUGAAGCUCACAAUGAC
Spea bombifrons (plains spadefoot toad) is the source of this 1608-nucleotide messenger RNA. RefSeq names its product heparan sulfate glucosamine 3-O-sulfotransferase 1-like. Gene Ontology annotation, molecular function: [heparan sulfate]-glucosamine 3-sulfotransferase activity. Bases 435 to 1367 code for a protein of 310 amino acids. Lineage: Eukaryota; Metazoa; Chordata; Amphibia; Anura; Pelobatidae. The record is from RefSeq and is a predicted model, not a curated record. The transcript has 2 exons.